This is a messenger RNA of Lotus japonicus, 1517 nucleotides long. RefSeq names its product protein NDL1-like. The record is from RefSeq and is a predicted model, not a curated record. Lineage: Eukaryota; Viridiplantae; Streptophyta; Magnoliopsida; Fabales; Fabaceae. Bases 143 to 1195 code for a protein of 350 amino acids. The transcript has 11 exons.
UUUGAAGGAGAAGAACAAGAGAGUUAUAAUUGUGGAGGAAGAACCAGAGAAGAACAAGAAGAAGAAGAUCGAAGACAAUUUUGGUGGGUGGAAGGAAGAACCGCUUCCAUAAACACACACCAGAACCUGCACCCACCCAGCCAUGGCAGAAGAAGAAUCCCAUCAUUCCGUUUCGCUCGACAUGGAGAUGGAGGAGAAGAUCUACCUCGGUGGAAAGGAGCAUCAUAUUCGAACUGGCUGCGGUUCUGUGUCUGUUAUAGUCUACGGGGAUCAGGACAAACCAGCACUGAUCACUUAUCCGGAUUUAGCGCUAAAUUAUAUGUCAUGUUUCCAAGGAUUAUUUUUCUGCCCAGAGGCUGCUUCUUUGCUGCUUCACAAUUUUUGCAUAUAUCAUAUCAGUCCUCCUGGACAUGAGUUGGGAGCGGCUGCGAUUUGUUCUGAUGAUCCUGUCCCUUCUGUUGAAGACUUGGCAGAUCAAAUAGUUGAAGUCCUCAACUAUUUCGGGCUCGGUGCAGUGAUGUGUAUGGGAGUAACGGCUGGUGCUUACAUCCUUACUCUUUUUGCAAUGAAAUAUAGGGAACGUGUUGUUGGUUUAAUACUCGUAUCUCCCUUAUGCAAAGCACCUUCUUGGACUGAAUGGUUAUAUAACAAGGUAAUGUCGAAUUUGUUAUAUUUCUACGGCAUGAGUGGCUUGCUCAAGGAGUGUUUGCUCCAGCGGUACUUCAGCAAGGACGUUCGAGGUAACGUUGAAGUUCCAGAAUCAGAGAUAGUCCAAGCUUGUAGAAAAUUGCUAGACGAGAGAAAAAGAACAAAUGUCUUAAGGUUUCUUCAAGCAAUUAAUCAGAGGCCUGAUCUGACAGAAGGAUUGAAAAGAUUAAAGUGCCGCACGCUUAUUUUUGUAGGUGACAGUUCUCCUUUCCAUUCCGAGGCUCUCCACAUGACUUCAAAACUUGAUAGGAGAUUUAGUGCCUUGGUUGAGGUCCAGGCUUGUGGAUCAAUGGUUACAGAAGAACAGCCACAUGCAAUGCUGAUACCUUUGGAGUACUUUCUCAUGGGGUAUGGGUUGUACAGGCCAAGCCAGUUUAGUGACAGCCCAAGGAGCCCGCUUAGCCCAUCUUGCAUCUCCCCGGAGCUCCUUUCUCCGGAAAGCAUGGGAUUGAAGCUAAAGCCUAUAAAGACCAGAGUUUCACCAUGAAGUUUGAUAUGGGGAAAGACAGACUUUUGUAAUUGAAAGCUGUUUUUUGUUUUUCUUCAAAUUUUUUAAUUGUUUAAGAGGAUAGACAGGAGGUUGGGUAGAGUUGGAGGGGUUGUAGAUAAAAGAAGAAACAGUGAUGGUGAUGAUGAUAAAUACAGUGAAUAUAUAUUAAAAGUAUAGGGAGGAGUUGUUGCCUUGAUUCAUUCCUAGUCUGUCUUCAAUAAAGGAAUCAUUGAGCUGUAUCUGUAAAUUGCAUGGUGGACUCUGGCUCUAUUUAUUUAUGGUGACAUCAAUUCAAUCAUUGACCCCUUAAUUUUUUUAA